This is a messenger RNA of Gastrolobium bilobum, 1300 nucleotides long. Its product is annotated as nudix hydrolase 23, chloroplastic-like. NCBI's taxonomy places the organism in Eukaryota, Viridiplantae, Streptophyta, Magnoliopsida, Fabales, Fabaceae. The coding region runs from base 187 to 1014 and encodes 275 amino acids. The transcript has 8 exons. The record is from RefSeq and is a predicted model, not a curated record. Gene Ontology annotation, molecular function: hydrolase activity.
UAGAAAUUUUAUGUAUCACGGUUUGAAGAUUCUGGAUUUAAAAAAGGAGGGAAGAGAUUGGAAUUUUUUAUCGUUAAAAUCGAUGAUUGCUUGCAAUUUGAAUUUGAGAAGGUAGGGCAAAAAAUUAUUGGUUGCUAUUCCAACUCGAAAUCGAAAUCGCACAGGCACUGCGGAAGAAUAAGAAUAAUGAUGCUGAAAGGUUUCCAGAUUCAGAUAUGUGGGUUGGUUAGCAAUACACAACGCUGGAGUUGGAAACCUCGCAACUCCAUCUCAAUUUCAUCCUUGUCGUCAUUUCCCCCAAUCUCGUACUCUAACCCUAACCCUUAUCUCAAACUGCUUCCCACCAAUACCAUCGCUCGCAGGGCUCGAUUCACACCGUUUCAUGCUUCCACCUCACUGCAUUCUGCUGGAAAUGUUCGAAACAUCAAGUUCUGUCAGUGGUGUGGUGGUUCAACUAAGCAUGAUAUACCCAGCGGAGAAGAAAAGUUGAGAGCCAUAUGUACAAUUUGUGGGAAGAUUGCCUAUCAGAAUCCAAAAAUGGUAGUUGGUUGUCUCAUCGAACAUGAAAACAAGGUCCUCCUUUGCAAGAGGAAUAUUCAACCAUCUCAUGGACUUUGGACGCUUCCUGCUGGUUAUUUGGAAAUUGGAGAGUCGGCUGUGGAAGGUGCAAUCAGAGAAACAAGGGAGGAAGCAAAUGCAGAUGUAGAAGUAAUUUCUCCCUUUGCUCAAUUGGAUAUACCUUUAAUUGGCCAAACUUAUCUGAUAUUCUUAGCAAAGCUGAAGAAACCCCAUUUUUCACCUGGUCCAGAAUCAUCAGAAUGCCAACUUUUUCCACUUGAUGAUAUACCUUUUAAUUCUCUAUCCUUUUCGUCAAUGGUGGUUACCUUAAGUUUGUUUAUUGAGGAUAUUAAAGCUGGAAAGCCCAAAUUCCAUUAUGGAGCCAUUAACAAAAGGCCGGGUUCAAGUCCGUCUGAUAUUCAUGCCUAUACACUGGAUCAUCAUAUGCACUCGUGAGUUAUGAUAAGCAGCAGAGUGUAUUUGAAAAUUGCAAGUAAAAGAAUUCUAUUGAAGUUCUGCCACUCGAGUGCUGUAUCUUUUGCAAGAAUGUCCGAGCAUUACUGGCUUAAAUUGGCCAUUCUCAUAGGAUAGAUGAACAGUUGUUUCGAUUCAAAAAAGACGUUAGAUCAAUGAUGCUUGAUGCAAUUCAUGAUCACCAGCAAAUUACUCAGGGGCUCUUAUAUGAACGUCCCAUGUCAGAUUCGGAGGUAGUUGCUAUUGUAGAAGAUGGAGACUUGUUUUG